Molecule: messenger RNA, 550 nt
Organism: Drosophila montana
Lineage: Eukaryota; Metazoa; Arthropoda; Insecta; Diptera; Drosophilidae
Product: lysozyme B-like
Exons: 1
Coding region: 57-488 (143 amino acids)
Molecular function (GO): lysozyme activity
Source: RefSeq, a predicted model, not a curated record
GAUGCCAGCUAGAGGGAACAGUCGCAAGUCUCGCAACUCGCACCUUCCACUGCAAGAUGAGAUCUUUCAUUGUUGUUCUCCUGGUGGCUCUGGUUUGGGCCGGGCCGGCUUUGGGUCGCACCAUGGACCGCUGCUCGUUGGCCCGGGAGAUGGCCAAGCUGGGCGUGCCGCGGGAUCAGCUGAGCAAGUGGACCUGCAUUGCCGAGCACGAGAGCUCCUAUCGCACCGGCGUAGUGGGUCCAGCCAACUCGGACGGAUCCAAUGACUACGGCAUCUUCCAGAUCAACGAUCGCUAUUGGUGCCAGCCGCCCAGCGGCAAGAAGUCGAGCAACGGCUGCGGCCUGAGCUGCAAGGCGCUGCUCUCGGACGAUAUCACCAAGUCGGUCAGGUGCGCCCAGAAGGUGCUCGGCCAGCAGGGCUGGUCCGCCUGGUCCACCUGGAAGUACUGCAGCGGCAAUCUGCCCAGCAUCGACGACUGCUUCAAAUGAGAUCGAAGAUCGAAUUUUGUGCCAUAAAUAAAGCCGUGUUAUCUUUCGGAUUGUAUAAUAGA